Benincasa hispida (wax gourd) is the source of this 1681-nucleotide messenger RNA. Lineage: Eukaryota; Viridiplantae; Streptophyta; Magnoliopsida; Cucurbitales; Cucurbitaceae. The record is from RefSeq and is a predicted model, not a curated record.
UAUUUAUAAGUGUUCACUUAAAAUUGUAUAAGCGAUCGCGUAUAUACUACGAUUGUUCAGUAUUAUAUACAUGAUCCUUUAUACUACACGAUCAUGAAGUAGAAUAUAAAAGAUUAUUUAUAUAAUACUAAACAAUCUUUUAUAUAAUACAAAACAAUCGUUCAUAUAAUACUAAACAAGCAUUUAUAUUAUAAUAAACCAUCUAUAUAUUGCUAUACAAUCGUUCAUUCAAUACUAAAUGACCUGGGGGACAAGAAAUACUGUAGAAUAUCACUUACAUUCUCUCCGUUUUGGAUUUGACGAAAAAAUCUCCUUCUAUACCCAAAGAUACAAUGAAAUGAACAAAGAUGAAAAUGAUUGAUAAUGAGGAUGUUGUACUGAAACUCUGAGAGAACAAUAGAAGAAUGAAAAGCGUUCGAUGAAAAAUGAAUAACUGAGGGUGACCUUCCAUUCUUGAUAUCAAUGUUAUUCAAUGCUAUUGGUAAAAUAUUAGUUAGGAAUAAAUGCGUUAGUGGCCAUUCUUGAUAUCAAUGUUAUUCAAUGCUAUUGGUAGAAUAUUAGUUAGGAAUAAAUGCGUUAGUGGAAUGUUGGUGUUGCACUGAAUACAUAUUGAAUGAAGAGUCGAAGAAAUCGAAAUCGUUGAAGGAAGAAGAAAUGUGACGCGGUUUGAAGAGUUUUUUAAAUUAGAGAUAAAAUUGGUAGUUCAUAAGUUUCUAGGAAUAAAUUAAUCAUAGAAGAGUUUUAUAGAGUUGGUCAUUUCGUAAAGUUUUCCGGGACAUUAUAAGCCUCCUUGAACAUAAUGAGGAUCUCAAAAUUUCCAACAACGAGGCAAAUUUAGAAAGAGAUUUAAAAGCCUUCCAUGUUAGUGAACAAAUUGAACUAAACAAUGUGUAUAAAACAGACACCAAAAAUCCGAUAUUAGAAACAAUUGAAGAAAAAACCCUCUGGUUUCCGAUCCAUUACAUUAGAAUCACAGAUCUCCUCAGGAAUCAAUCUCAGAUCGGUUAAAUUUUCAAUAGAAAGUCAAUUAAAACUACGUUAUCAAUGGGAAGGCGAAAGAUCGAUAUGAAAAUGGUAAAGGAUAGAGGUUGCAGACAAGUCACCUUUUCGAAACGCCGAAACGGUCUGUUCAAGAAAGCGAACGAUCUCGCUACUCUGUGUGGUUUAGAGAUCGCGAUUGUCGUCUUCUCUCCCGGCGGUAAGGCGUUCUCGUUCGGCAAUCCAAAUGUUGAGGACGUCAUCGAUCGAUACCUAAAUCGCGAACCGGAGGCGAUUCGGAUUCCGGCGGUGAGGGAGAACGGAAUGACGAAGAAAAAGAACGAGGAACUGAUCGAUCUGGUUAAACAAUUGCAAAUGGAGAAGAAGAAGGGAGAAAUGAUGGAGAAGGAGAUGAAAUCGAGAGGAGAAUUGAUGAAAAUUGAAGAUCUGGAUUUGGAUGAGCUUUUGAAAUUGAAGGAAUCGUUGGAAAAGCUAAGAAAGAAUGUGAAGAUUGAAGAGAGCGAGGUGGAGGCUUUGUCUUCAUUGCUGCUACUUGCUAAGGAACCAGUCAUGGAGGCGGAUGAGUCGAAUUCCUAAAAUUGAAUUUCAGAAUUUCCCGUGUUUUUUCUUUCUUUUUUUUUUUUUUUUGGGUAUGAUUUUAAUUUUAGAAAUUAAAAAAAUAAAUGGAACCUCUAAAAUUAGU